Thlaspi arvense is the source of this 3393-nucleotide messenger RNA. The record is from the annotation of a GenBank genome assembly. NCBI's taxonomy places the organism in Eukaryota, Viridiplantae, Streptophyta, Magnoliopsida, Brassicales, Brassicaceae.
UCGCCGUGUCGGAACACAUCUCUCUCGCUCUCUUUCUCGUUUAUCGCAGCGAGAGACUGUAGGGGGCAGUGCCAAUUCCCACCACUCGCGUGUAAUCUUCCUUUCUUCUUCUUUAUUACCCCUUCUCCAUUAAUGUUUGGGACUCUUGCUUCUGGCGAAAUCGAAACUCCCAGAUUGAGGCGUAAUUUGGGGAUUACGUGCAAUUUAGGGUUUUCCUGCGGUGGAUUUGAAGACCUGGGUAUGAGAUUCGAAGGGGAAAACACGGUGCCAAAGGGGGGUGACGGUGACGGUGACGGUGACGGUGACGGAGACGGAGAAGUGGUGACUGAAACGGCGCCGUUUCAGAUUCAACAACCGUUUCAGCAGCAGGUGCAGAAACUCGUUGUGGGCUACGCUCUGACUUCCAAGAAGAAGAAGAGUUUCUUGCAGCCCAAGCUUGAGGUCCUAGCUAGGAGAAAAGGCAUUUGCUUUGUCGCUAUCGAUUUGAACCGUCCGCUUUCUGAACAAGGCCCAUUUGAUGUCGUUUUGCAUAAGUUGCUGGGAAAAGAGUGGCAAGAGGUUAUUGAGGAGUAUCAGCAAAAACACCCAGAAGUGACUGUACUUGAUCCUCCAGGUGCAAUAAAGCGUAUAUAUAAUCGACAAUCUAUGCUUCAGGGUAUGGCAGACUUAAAUCUGUCAGAUCGCAGUGGCAGCAUUUUUGUUCCAAAGCAAAUGGUUGUCUUGAAAGAUUCAGGAUCUAGUGCCGAUAAAGUUGCGGAAGCUGGUCUUAAAUUUCCACUAGUUGCAAAGCCACUCUGGAUCGAUGGAACUGCAAAGUCACAUCAAUUGUUCCUAGCUUAUGACAGGCGCUCGCUUGCACAACUUGAUCCGCCUUUGGUCCUGCAAGAGUUUGUUAAUCAUGGUGGAGUUCUGUUCAAGGUUUUUGUGGUGGGUGAUGUAAUAAAAGUGGUGAGACGGUUUUCUCUACCAAAUGUGAGUAAUUGUGAAAAGGGCAAAGGUGAUGGAGUCUUCCAGUUCCCAAGGGUUUCAUCAGCUGCUGCUUCAGCUGAUAACGCAGACUUGGACCCUCGUGUUGCUGAGCUUCCUCCAAAGCCUUUCCUCGAGGCCCUUGUGAAAGAGCUACGAAGCUUAUUGGGACUUCGGCUUUUCAACAUGGACAUGAUCAGGGAACAUGGGAGCAAAAACGUGUUUUAUGUUAUUGACAUCAAUUAUUUUCCUGGCAAGUGGUUUUUGUGUAGUUUGAAUAUGAGAAGAAGAUACAUGAACGCAAGUUACGGAAAGAUGCCAGAUUACGAGCAAAUUUCUUCCACAAUCUGGCGCAAGCCAAAAUUAAGAAGAGACAUUGUAAAUGAAAAAUUUGGGAGAUGUUCUAAAGGAAAGGUCUCAUCAAUGUCUCUCCUCCUGCGAACUUUGCCUCUUCGACCUGCUUCGUUUUCUUCUCUUUUCCUCUCCGCCACCGCCAUAUCAGCCUCUAACGCCGCCGCUAUCUUCUUCGUACCCAAACGGAGAAACCCACUUCCCGGAACCCGAAGAACCUUCUCCAAUUCCGUAGCCGAGGCUGCCUCCGGCGACGCCGUAGUGAAGCCGGUUACAUCCCCUCCGUCUGUUCUUCGGUGGGUAUCGCGCUCAGAGCUAUGCGGCGAAUUAUCAGUCGACGAUGUUGGUAAAAGGGUCCACCUUUGCGGGUGGGUCGCCCUUCACCGAGUCCAUGGAGGCCUCACUUUCCUUAAUCUUAGAGAUCAUACCGGCAUUGUCCAGGUUAGGACUCUUCCGGAUGAGUUUCCUGAGGCGCAUGGUUUGAUCAAUGACAUGAGGCUUGAGUACGUUGUUUCGGUGGAAGGUACUGUUCGCAGUAGGCCAAAUGAGUCCGUCAACAAGAAAAUGAAAACUGGAGUCGUAGAGGUAGUUGCAGAGCAUGUUGAAAUAUUGAAUCCUGUGAGGUCAAAGCUUCCCUUCCUAGUUACUACUUCAGACGAGACAAAAGAUUCAAUCAAAGAAGAAAUUCGCUUAAGAUUUCGAUGUCUUGAUCUACGGCGUCAGCAAAUGAAGAAUAAUAUUGUUCUUCGCCAUAAUGUGGUGAAGCUGAUUAGGAGGUAUUUAGAAGACAGACAUGGGUUCAUUGAGAUUGAAACUCCAAUACUCUCUAGAUCUACUCCAGAAGGCGCACGAGAUUAUCUGGUUCCCUCAAGAAUUCAGUCAGGAACAUUCUAUGCUUUGCCACAAAGUCCGCAGCUCUUCAAACAAAUGUUAAUGGUCUCUGGUUUUGACAAAUAUUACCAGAUAGCAAGGUGUUUUAGAGAUGAAGAUCUAAGAGCUGAUAGGCAGCCUGAAUUCACUCAGCUUGAUAUGGAAAUGGCUUUCAUGCCUAUGGAAGACAUGCUAAAGCUGAAUGAAGAUCUUAUUCGUAAGGUCUUUUCAGAGAUCAAAGGUAUCCAGCUACCUGAUCCAUUCCCAAGGCUGACGUAUGCUGAUGCAAUGGAUCGAUAUGGCUCAGAUAGACCAGAUACAAGAUUUGAUCUUGAGUUGAAAGACGUGUCAAAUAUUUUCACAGAAUCGUCCUUCAGGGUUUUUACUGAGGCCCUUGAAAGUGGUGGAAUCAUUAAGGUAUUAUGUGUGCCUAUGGGUGCUAAAAAGUAUUCAAACUCAGCUCUCAAAAAAGGAGAUAUUUACACUGAAGCAAUAAAAUCUGGCGCAAAGGGUCUGCCUUUCUUGAAGGUCUUGGAUAAUGGCGAAGUCGAGGGCAUUGCAGCAUUAGUUUCUAGUUUAGAUUCAGCGGCUAAAACAAACUUGGUGAGACAAUGUGGAGCAGAGCCUGGUGAUCUUAUUUUAUUUGGAGUGGGUCCUGUUACUUCUGUUAACAAAACCCUAGACAGGUUAAGGCUCUUUGUAGCCCAUGACAUGGAUUUGAUUGACCAGUCCAAGCACUCCAUUCUGUGGGUAACAGAUUUCCCAAUGUUUGAGUGGAAUGAACCAGAGCAGAGGCUUGAGGCAUUACAUCAUCCAUUCACAGCUCCUAGGCCUGAAGAUAUGGAUGACUUAACUUCUGCGCGAGCUCUCGCCUACGACAUGGUCUAUAAUGGGGUCGAGAUUGGAGGAGGAAGUUUAAGGAUAUAUAAGCGAGACGUCCAAGAAAAGGUUUUGGAAAUCAUUGGAAUCUCAGCUGAAGAGGCUGAAGCAAAGUUUGGCUAUCUUCUUGAGGCUCUUGACAUGGGAGCUCCUCCUCAUGGGGGAAUUGCUUACGGAUUGGAUAGGAUGGUGAUGAUGCUGGGAGGUGCAAGUUCCAUAAGGGAUGUAAUAGCUUUCCCAAAGACAACCACGGCGCAGUGUGCCCUAACCAGAACUCCCUCGGAAGUCGAUCCAAGGCAGCUCCAAGAUCUCUCCAUCUGCACCAAA